GUUCCUCUGAGCAAUGAACAGAACAUUUUGUACUGCAGCAACAGUUCAGAUAAAAUAUUUGAUACACUGUUGCAUCAUUGGGACACGUCAAACAAAGUGAGAGCUCUUAUAAACUCAGUUAAUCAUUGUGUUUUUCAUUCAGCAGCUACUUUUACUCCAGUCACAGAACAAAGUCUGAAGCUGUGCAGAGAGGGUCUUUACUCUCAGAGGAGAUGUCCUCCCAGGUCAGACUGAGGCUGCUGCCGAGCGCCAGGUGUUUGUUGGACGAGCCCGUUCAGGUGAAGGUGGCCGGGCUGAGGUCGAGGCAGGUGGUCACCAUGAGAGCCAGGUCAACGGACGAGAGAGGGGAGGCGUUCAGCUCCUCGGCCACCUACAGGGCUGAUGGGAGCGGGGAGAUCGACCUGGACAGAGACCCCUCACUCAGAGGGAGCUACGUCGGGGUUGAACCCAUGGGCCUGCUGUGGUCCAUGAGGGCGGACUCCUUACACAAAAAGUUUCAAAUACACAAUUCACUGAACCCCCAUGUGGUGAAGUUCUCUGUGCAUGAUGAGGAGGAGGGCAGGAUGCUGGCAGAGGCGAUCAAUGAGAGGUUUCUGAUCGGGGACGGAGUCAGUCGGUGCCCUGUCAAAGAGGGGAACCUUCGUGGAGUCCUGUUUACUCCCCCAGGAAAAGGUCCGUUCCCUGCCAUACUGGAUCUGUACAUUUUAGGAGGAGGUCUGCCAGAGAAACGGGCCACUCUGCUGGCCAGUCGAGGGUUUGUGGUUCUGUCUGUAGUGGCAUAUGGCUACGACGACAUGCCAAAGAACAUCAGAGUGGUUCAUCUGGAUUAUUUUGAGGAAGCGAUAGCGUUUCUGAAAAGGCAAGACAAGGUGGGCAGUGAAGGAGUUGGUGUAAUAUCCCUUUCAAAAACUGCAGAUAUUGCACUUUCAAUGGCUUCUUACCUGCCAGAUGUUGGAGCCACAGUGUGGAUCAACGGCUGUUGUGGCAACACAGCUUUACCCCUCCACUAUAAGAAAAGCCAGAUCCUCCCUGCAUUAAUGUUUGAUACCAGCAGAGUAAUUCCCACUGAAUCAGGUGCCAGCAUAGUUAAGUAUGUUUUGCACAAUCCUCUGGCAGAGGAGUACAGGGGCAGCCUGGUUCCCAUUGAACAAGCCAAGGGACGUUUCCUGUUUGUGGCUUCAGAGGACGACCUCAACUGGGACAGCAAGGGUUACAUGGAGGAGAUGGUGGAGAGACUGAAGCGUCAUGGGAAGAAAAACUAUGAGAGUGUGUGUUACCCUGGAGCAGGACAUUACCUAGAGCCACCUUAUGGACCCUACUGCCCCUCCAGCUUUCAUUGGGUUUUGGGUAGACCAGCCCUGUGGGGGGGUGAGCCCAGGUCCCACGCAGCAGCUGAAGUCCAUAUGUGGAAGAAGAUCCAGGAGUUCUUCAGAACUCACCUGAGCUGUGAUGCUGCACAGACUAAAGCCAAGUUAUAGAUACAAAUACAGUGAAAGAACAAAUAGCUGAUUUAAUGUUUUCCCAACUCACCAAUUUAAAGUGUCACUUUCUGGCUCACUUUAUGCUUGUUAAUGUACUCAAAUGGACUUUGUGUCAUUUUAUUUGAAUUAUUUUGAUGUUUAAAUUCUGUGCUCUUUAUAACACAUAAAUAAAAAAUCCUGCUCCCUAUAGGGGAGAUAGUAAAUAAAUGGUGGGAGGUUGAAAAAGAAAAGUUGAAAUCUCUAUUGAGUCAAAACCAUCAUGUAGUCACAGACUGACUGUGAAGCAUUGGACUUAGCGUGAAACAAGAGAAGGACUAUAAUACAAAGAUUCUCAUUUUGGAGAUGUGAGAUUUCUACACACCAGAAGAGAAACAUUUUUAACGUUAGCUAAUAUUGAAUCUAAAAUCAUAAGCUAUGAUAAAUCAUUUAAACACAAUUUUGUACUCACACUGGUAUUUUAACCCAGCAAUGUGCCGGGUUCUCUGUGUGAAAAAAGGACAUUUGUUUUGAUCUUUGCACUUUUAUCUGGCUGUGCUGAAGAACACUUGAUGGAAAAUUGUAAAGGUUUUUUAUGUCAGCGUUUCAGCUUUUCCCUCAGAUUCUCAGCACAACACUCAACAGCAAGUCACAUAGAAACAACCUUGGCCAGAACAGAACAGAAUAGAACUAAAGAGGAAAUGAGAGGCAGGGAACAAAACAUGACUUAUUGGAACCUAUCUCACCCGUUCUCCUUCGCUCCCCUUUGAGAAAUAAGAGAUAACAGGUUAUUGUUCCUGGCGAACUCACUAUGGUGUAAGUUCAUCAAGAUAGCAGAGUCAGCCUUUAUCUGCCUCCUCGGUUUACGAGGCAGCUCUCUCUCCUGUUCUUUGUGUUUCUCUAUCUUACUGCUCCCUCUAUGUCAUUUCAGCUCUCAGCCACCUCGGCUUUUUAAAAGGCAGGGAGUUAUUUGUUCCACCACUGUACCUGCACAAGGAGAUGUAGAAACAGCAGGAACCUGAGGUUGAGGUAAUAUUGAGCUUUUGUGUUCCUCAGUAAAAGUGGAUUUAUGUUUGUGUGUUAGGGAGUGACAGUGUAGCGUCAGAGCCUAUACAUGUAGCCUCCUUUGCUGUGAUUUAGUUCCCACUGUCAGGACAUAUUAUGUAUUUUUUGAUUUAUUGAAGACCUCUCCACUGCAGCUCUGCAUGCUGCAAUAUCACAAAGUGAAAGAAUGAAUAUGUUUAAUCUGGGCCACAUAAUAAAAACAGAAAAGCAGCCUGAUAAGUUAUGGGGCAUCCCACACUCCAGCAACUUGACAUAAAAUACAUAGAUCUGGCAGCACAGAUUGGAAGGAAUUCCGUUUUUAUUGCAGCCCACUUGGCUGUAAGUGUAUGCACUCGUAAACAGCCUCAACAUGUGGAAUGUAAAGUGUAUUUCUGUAGAGAUGACAGGGUACAUUUAUAACCUGCUAAAUCUGAGGUUAUGGUCAGUUUUUUUCUGUGAGGUUUGUGUUACCUUGAAAACUGAUAUCGUCAGCUACUAAUGUAUCACAGAGUCAAUUAGAAAUGAUAUAUAUUUACACUCUGAGGCCUUAAAGAGAAGAUGUCCUGGUCUGCUGACAGCUCCUGGAGGUCAUGCAUUUUGUUUUUAUUAAGAGCUGAUCUUCAGAACUUUCUACCAGUUUUAUAAAAAAGUACCUAAAAACUGACAGACCACUUCUUUCAUUUGUCUUUCUUCAAAGGUUGAGAAUGUCCUCUAGGGUUUCUAGGACCAUAUUCUUAACAAAAUGUGUUUGUCCAGCUGCUGUUGACCGACCUGCUGCACAUAAUGCUGUAUCUGUAUUUAUGCUUAUUUUCCAGUCUUGGUUGUCUUUUAUUUGGGUGUGAGUUGUUAUUUACACUGUGAGCACACAGCUACGAAGACUCAAAUUCUUUUAUCUUGGAACAUAUUUGUGCAACAUUUUUGAUCCUGAUUUCAAAUACAACUGCAAUGAAUCAUAAUAUGUGAGCACCUCAUUUGUUGACAGAUAAAACAGUGACUGUUAACAUGAGGCUUUGACAGCUACAGCUCCCAUGUGGCACUGGCAGCCCCUGUGAUAUGAAUGUAGUUGCCAAACGUUGAAUACUUGUGGUGCUUGUUUCCCGUCUACGCCCACAUUUGAACUUUUGAACCCCCGUUCAUGAAUUCACUUCUCCAGCUCUCGUCCUUCAUCUCCUUGCUAUGUUUAAUCGUGUCCUCUUCCUGGGAGAGAAGAGCAAGGGAGGUUUAGGAAAAUGCUACGCUUAAAAUUGUACACCUGCAUUAUAAAUCUCUGCUCCAACUGUCAAAGCAGCAGCGUUAAGAGAAAUUAAAGAACUAUACCCUCA
This is a messenger RNA of Lates calcarifer (barramundi perch), 3823 nucleotides long. RefSeq names its product acyl-coenzyme A thioesterase 2, mitochondrial. Gene Ontology annotation, molecular function: fatty acyl-CoA hydrolase activity. The transcript is spliced from 4 exons. The record is from RefSeq and is a predicted model, not a curated record. The coding region runs from base 213 to 1478 and encodes 421 amino acids. Lineage: Eukaryota; Metazoa; Chordata; Actinopteri; Centropomidae. Gene Ontology annotation, biological process: fatty acid metabolic process; acyl-CoA metabolic process.